CCCAUCCGCCUUCUUCUCCCCUAUAUAAGGACAAGGGCUUCACUUUGAUAAUUCAGUCGCUCACGAGACGAACUAGGAGAAUGAAGGUCUUCAUCUUCCUCUUCUGCUCCAUUGCCACCGCUUUCGCCACCGAAGGAUGGGUGGACUGCGGUGGAUCGGCAUCGGAUCAUGGACUGGAUAUUUCCGAUUGUCCCAGGGUUCCAUGCGUGUUCUCGCACGGAGAUCAAUUCACCAUCACCGGCACCUUCACAUCUAAUGUGGAAUCCAGGACGCUGGUGCCGUAUGCUUUGAUCACAGCGGGAGGAAUUGAGCUGGAUAUCACAGAACUGUUGGGUAUUGAUGAAAAUGCCUGCAAUGACUUGGUAACCGGGGAUUGUCCCAUUCAAGCGGGGGAGGAUCUCGUCUACAGAACCUCUGGCACCAUCAUCGACAUCCCUGGAGUCUCUGGGGAUUUGAUCGUAACGAUGAUAUUGGCUGGAGACAAUGGAGAGGACGACCCACUGACCUGCGCUGAAGUCCAUUUCUAUAUCGAAUAAUGAUGUCCGAAGAAACUGAUUAUCAGUUCAAAAACGAAUAAAACCAUGCAUGCAGCAAGA
This is a messenger RNA of Darwinula stevensoni, 596 nucleotides long. The record is from the annotation of a GenBank genome assembly. Lineage: Eukaryota; Metazoa; Arthropoda; Ostracoda; Podocopida; Darwinulidae.